Molecule: messenger RNA, 504 nt
Organism: Ruditapes philippinarum (Manila clam)
Lineage: Eukaryota; Metazoa; Mollusca; Bivalvia; Venerida; Veneridae
Product: beta-1,3-galactosyltransferase 1-like
Exons: 1
Coding region: 1-504 (167 amino acids)
Cellular component (GO): membrane
Molecular function (GO): hexosyltransferase activity
Source: RefSeq, a predicted model, not a curated record
AUGAUCAAAGUUAAUGGAAGUAUGAUUACGGAGGAAAAUCAACUCUUAGAGAAAAAGAAACCGUUGGUUGCUUUAAAUCUUAAUGAAAUUCUUGAAGUGAAACUUAUAAACCCUCUAACACCGAAGUAUGCACUUACGAUUAAUACACCAUAUCGUAUUGAAAAUGAACACCCGUGUUUGACAUAUAAAGAUUUUAAAGUUUUAUCAACAGACAAUUUUAAAAGGAGAAAUGCAAUCAGAGAAACAUGGGGAAAUUCAAGUUUUUAUUCAAGUUAUGGAACAGCCAAAGUGAUGUUUCUCUUAGGAAGACCAAUUAAUAGUUAUGUACAGAAUAAUAUUCAGAAGGAGUUUGAGCUUAAUAGAGAUGUACUUCAAGGUGAUUUCAUAGAUACCUAUCAUAACUUGUCUCACAAAACUGUAAUGGGCUUCAAAUGGUUGACAGAACGUUGUAGAAAUGCUAAAUAUAUAAUAAAAACGGACGAUGAUAUUGUGCUGAAUAUGUGA